Messenger RNA from Chinchilla lanigera (long-tailed chinchilla), 1824 nucleotides. RefSeq names its product tetratricopeptide repeat domain 31 (gene Ttc31). The transcript has 13 exons. Bases 53 to 1636 code for a protein of 527 amino acids. Lineage: Eukaryota; Metazoa; Chordata; Mammalia; Rodentia; Chinchillidae. The record is from RefSeq and is a predicted model, not a curated record. Gene Ontology annotation, molecular function: protein binding.
UGAUGUCAAAGUCUAGACUUAACUUUCGUUUUCGGGUUACUGCCGACUGGAGAUGGCGCCGGUUCCGAAGGCUGUGCGGCGAAUCGAGCUAGACGGCCCUCUGCGGCCUGGCUGCCCGCUGGGGGUCGCUGCUGUCCCAAGAUGCUGCAAAGAAUUCGGUCCGGAGGGCUCCGGGGAAGAGAGCUUCCUCCAACACCAGCCUCCCCCCACCUCCCCCUCCCAGGAUGUAGUGGAUUUUCUUCGCCAGCUCGUGGAGAGUGAUCCCCAGAGCCUGCGCCGGAUCCGUGUGGAUGGGAGCCGCGGGCAGCCGCAGCAGUGGCAGCAUGGUUACCUCCUGGACCGUUUCCCUGCUGAAGGAAACACACCUGCACAGAGUGACAGGGGCAAAGGGGCCGAGGGAUCGGGCACCUACUGUGGUCUCCGGAAGUCCUUCCUUUGCCCUCUCCGAAGGUCUGAACCCUGCCCUCCAAGCCCCUCUGCCACUCCGCCCCUCUCUAGUGUCUCAGAUAGCCUGCUGCAGGUGGCCAUGCCCCAGAAGCUCCUGGUGACCGAAGAGGAAGCCAACCGCCUGGCUGAGGAGCUGGUGGCUGAGGAGGCGCGUAUGAAACAGAAAGCAGAGAAGAAACGGAGCAAGAAGAAGCGUCAGAAGGAAAGAAAGCGACAGGAGCGCUUGGAACAGGCCAGCGGGGAGGCCAAGGCCACAGUUACCCCAGAAGAGGCCGAGAGUCCCCCAGCCAGCCCUGGAAGCCCAGCUCAAGGGCAGUGUGGAGCAGAGGAGGACUUACUGGAUCUGUCUAGCAGUUUUGUGUCUCUGGCUUUACGCAAGGUUGGGGAUUGGCUCCCAAGUGCCCACAGAGGGAAGGGACCAAGCCAGGAGCCCCAGGUCAAGGACCAGGGCCCGCAGGAGAAGAUGAGCCAAAAGGAAAGGAACUCCCCAAGAGAGGAAAGGCCUGGGCAGCAUCCUAAGGCACAGGCAUCUCCGGGACUGCUGGCAGCCGCCUCACAGCAGAGCCAGGAGCUGGCGGAGUUGGGUACCAGCUUUGCUCAAAAUGGUUUCUACCACGAGGCUGUUGUUCUUUUCACUCAGGCCUUGAAGCUCAACCCCCAGGACCACCGGUUAUUUGGAAAUCGUUCCUUCUGCCAUGAGCGGCUGGGUCAGCCAGUGUGGGCCCUGGCUGAUGCCCAGGUGGCCCUUACCCUACAACCCGGCUGGCCCCGGGGCCUCUUCCGGCUGGGCAAGGCCUUGAUGGGACUGCAGCGCUUCGAGGAAGCAGCUGCUGUGUUCCAGGAGACUCUGAGGCGUGGGUACCAGCCGGAUGCAGCCUGGGAACUGCACUCUUGCUUUCUCCAGCUUGCUCGGCAGGAUCAACGAGGAAGAGCCCGUGUGCCCCCUCAGUGGACUGGAGUGCCCCAGUCAGGAGACUCAGGCCUGUUCUCCCUCAGUCAAAGCACGGCUUCCAGGGCCUCAGGGCUUCUGCCUCUACCCUUGUAUUACCCUGCACGUCCUCAGAGCCAGCCCAGCUGGUCUUUUCCCCAGACUCAGAUUAGAAGACCCCACCCUCUUCAUCUCCAGGGCCCCUCAAAGGGCUGGGGCAUCCCAAACCUUGGGCGCCGGCAUCUACCUCAGGCCAGAUGAGGGAGGCUCUUUCAUACAGUGAGGCCAUGUGUACAUCCCACAAGGAUAGGGAACACUGUGUGCUGACGGUUUACUACAUAUUUUGAGACCCUGUACUCUAAAUCCAUAGUAAGAGCUGGGCAUGGUGGCGCAUGCCUGUAAUCCUAAUGCUUGGGAGGCUGAAGCAGGAGGAUUGCCACUAGUGUGAA